Messenger RNA from Melanotaenia boesemani (Boeseman's rainbowfish), 2902 nucleotides. Its product is annotated as RNA-binding protein MEX3B-like. The record is from RefSeq and is a predicted model, not a curated record. Bases 203 to 2269 code for a protein of 688 amino acids. Gene Ontology annotation, molecular function: RNA binding. NCBI's taxonomy places the organism in Eukaryota, Metazoa, Chordata, Actinopteri, Atheriniformes, Melanotaeniidae. The transcript is spliced from 5 exons.
CAAAAUCGAAGUCUCGCGUGAAUCAGAAACAACGUAAGGGAGGGCUGCAUGGGGAGCUCAAAAGGCAUAACAAAAGCCACACGAUUCAUCUAACUGGCGCUGGUCGCUUUUUUCAUUUUAUUUUAUUUUUUGCUACCCAAAACUAAUUUAAUUUAUUAUCCAUAUUAAUUUUGAUUUAAAGGCAAUAUUAUAUACAUUUUGCAUGAUGCCUAGUAGUACGUCUUUGCUGGAGGCCGAUGAGGGAGAGUCCGAGGUACCACCGCCGCUACUGCACGCUUUCACCGGUAUGGGCCUUGGGGAACACCACGGCACCGAAAGCCAGACAAGCGAACAAGCGGAUGAAAGUAUUUCCUUUCACCACCACCAGCUCGCCCCGGUUUCUCAUUUUAGCCACGUUGGUCCGGUCCUCGACUUGAAGCCCCUGUCACUACAUCGACCGCCCUCGGGAGAUGAAGUCAACAAAACGACAACGCCGGAUGACGACGACCCCGAAGGUAUAGUGUCCGAUCCUCCGGGCUGCUCCGGUGGCUCGCUGCUAGCUCAGGCCCGCCGCCACCAGCACCUCCCACCAGGGCCGAAUGGCUCCUUGAUGCCGUCCGGAAUGGAGCCGCCUCACCUCGAGACGGUAUUGCUCUACAACGGAGACGACCGGGAUGAUAAUGUGGCUGGUGGCAGCGCCUUACCUCCGGCUAGCAGCAUGGCGAUGCUGCCACCCGGCGUGUACGGAGAGACGGGGUUCGAGGCCGAGCCUUCGCUUUUGACCCGGCGAAAGAGCGUCAAUACAACCGAGUGCGUGGCCGUGCCGAGUUCCGAGCACGUCGCAGAGAUUGUGGGAAGGCAGGGCUGUAAGAUCAAGGCUCUUCGAGCCAAGACCAACACCUACAUAAAGACACCAGUCAGGGGCGAGCAGCCUGUCUUUGUUGUGACGGGCCGCAAAGAAGAUGUGGCCAUGGCUAAGAGGGAGAUCAUUUCAGCAGCUGAACACUUCUCCCUAAUCAGAGCCUCCCGUAACAAAACUGGGCCUCUUUCCACUGUAACCAGUUUAGGAACCCCUUCUCUACCUGGGCAGACAACCAUUCAGGUGCGCGUUCCGUAUCGUGUUGUCGGGUUGGUUGUGGGUCCCAAAGGAGCAACCAUUAAGCGGAUUCAGCAGCAGACCCACACCUACAUCGUGACGCCAAGUCGUGACAAAGAGCCAGUGUUCGAGGUCACAGGAAUGCCGGAGAAUGUGGACCGAGCGAGGGAGGAGAUAGAGGCACAUAUCGCCCUCCGCACUGGAACCUAUGGAGGUAUUGAGGCUCCGGGUGUGGACAACAGUGAUUUUCAAUUCAAUGGGACAGAUGUCAGCUUUGAGGCUUCUACAACACCUGCUGGUUUGGGGGAGGCCGGAUGGCUCCACGCAGGUGCGUCAUCACCAGGUGGUGGAAACUUGCUGCCAGUGAGCAUCAACGGUACUCAACGAGUCAACAGCAAUAUCAGCAGUGGUGUGAGAAUGUCUUCCACCUACCGCAACGACAGCUCCAGUUCCCUUGGCAGUGGCUCCAGCUCAGCUGAUUCUUUCUACAGUGGUGGGAAUGGCAACCGGAUGGCGGAUUUCAGUCCAACUUUUCCUUUUAAUGCCAAUGCUAACAACAACAACAAUAGUAGUAGUGGUAGCACAAGUUUCUGGUUUGGAGAGAGUCUUCUCGGUGUGGGGUCCGAGGAGCUCAUCAGCCUUGGAGGUGGAGGCUCUUCCUCAGGAUUUGAUCCGUUAACCAUUUCUACUGCCCAUACCUCUCACUCUGCUGCACAGCCACACAUCUGGAGCCCCUUUGUGGACCAACAGUCUCUACAGGCCUUUGAUGCCCUUCAGUCUCAGACCAGCCAGCCUGGCACGCCCCACCUCUCUCCAACCUUCUCUGGGACCGAAGCCUUGGAGCACCCUCAGGCGCAGCGUGUUCACCGAAGGCCUUUUGGGUCAACUGGAAACCUCGAUGCCCACAGGUUCCCCUCUUACAGCUCGGCCUUCUCCUCCUCAAGUGAAAGCACCACCUCCUCUUCCUCUCCUCCUGAAUCCUCUUUCUCCUAUCGACCAGGGCUUGGAUCAGCUGGGAGGGGACAGGAGAUAUGUAUCCAGUGUAUGGAUAACCAGGUGAUCGCUGCCUUGGUUCCUUGCGGCCAUAACCUUUUCUGUCUAGAUUGUGCCACCCAGAUUUGCCAGGGUCCAGAGGCUGUGUGCCCUGUGUGCCUGUCCCCAGCGACACAGGCCAUUCAGCUCCGCAAUGUGUGAUUUUUAAUUCAUUUACCUUGAUGGCUGAUGAGGGAUCAGCCUCCCCAACACUUCUUGCUCAUAACGUGUAGGGGAUUUACAAAACUGACCCCACAUCAGUGUCUAGGUAUGUCCUCACCCCAGCUUUGACCAGGCUGGUGUUAGGCUGACAAAGGUGCAGAAAAGUAGGUGAAGUAAGCAACGAUGUGUAUUUAGGGCAUGGGUUUGGGUGUUAAGCCCUUUCAUGUGCCUGCUAUUGUGAAGUCUUCUUCCUCGAUUGAUUGAUCAACGGGAGGGUUGGAUGCCCUCUAUGUAGCAUUGGGAGGGUUGGAAUACAUAUUAUUUUUGCUCAUUAUGAUUUUUUUUUUUUUUAUGUUUUCCUUGAAAUUUGUAGUAAUCAGUUUCUUCCUACAUAUAAUUUUAUUUUAAUUUGCAUUGAGAUAUAUUAGAAACACAUUGUUGACUUUUUGGGUUGACGCUUUAUAUGUAUAUUUUUUAUUCUAAAUUUUUAUUUUUUGUUAUUUUUGUCAACAUCUUAAAAAAAAUUUUUUAUGCAAGAACCUGGAAAAAAAACAAGAAGCAAGCAUGUUUAUCUUUAGGAAGUCUCACAGUUGAUUUUGUAUAAAUGAUCUUGGCUACAACAAAAUUUGAAUG